Suillus fuscotomentosus is the source of this 702-nucleotide messenger RNA. RefSeq lists its product as uncharacterized. The coding region runs from base 1 to 702 and encodes 233 amino acids. The record is from RefSeq and is a predicted model, not a curated record. The transcript has 2 exons. NCBI's taxonomy places the organism in Eukaryota, Fungi, Basidiomycota, Agaricomycetes, Boletales, Suillaceae.
AUGCUGGACACUUGUAUUGAUACUAUGCGCCCUACUAGCCCAACCAGCUCUGCAACUUUCGUCGAACAUUCCUCUCCUGCUUAUAGAGCAAGUCCCAAGGCUAAGCGUAAGUCUCGGUCUCUACGCAGGUCUCGGUCUCCCCUGGGGAACUACUCCUUACACUCUCCCCGGGGGAACUACACCUUAUGGUCUCCCAAGGGGAGCUGCUCCUCAUUUAACUCUGCUUUGUUUGACUCUGAGUCAGAGGGACAUGAUAUCCCUAUUGCAAGUUUUGUGUCCCUUGCCCCAGAGAUUCUGGGCGACACAAACAUGCCGCCUGAGGAUCUCAAAGUGGCUGUUGCUGCUCAGUAUGCCACUUGUGAGAAGCUUCGCCACCUUAUCAUGACCAGGAUCUGGCAGGUAGAAGAGGCGAGCAGGUGGACUAGUUUCUUGAACCAAUCCAUCAACAAGUUGAAGAAAGAACAUGAAGCUGCAGAAGAUGGGCUUCGACUCUGGAUUGAAAACACGCAGAAAGAGUGCACAGAGGUUUCUGAACCAUCCUCCAGCGUUACUACAAACCUCCUCAAAGCAAAGGAGUCCCUCAAGUUUGUGCAAGGUAAAUACAAUGAUAUGGAAGGACUACUUAUCGCACACGGGGUCACCGACACAGACUUGAUCAUGGCUAACGACGGUGGCGAAGACUCCGAAAGCGGUCGGGACUAG